CCCGUGGCCUGUGCAGCAUUGCUAAUUCAUCACGCCGAUAAAAAAGGGGGUUCUGAAGAGUUGGAAGGGAGGCGAUUAUGGAGGAGGAUCGGAGCUAUGGGAUCGACCUGGGCAACCUCUUGGCUUUCGACCCUCAUCACCACUUCCCUUCUACCCCCUCUUCCAGGAAAGAGCUAGUGGGGGAAUGUCUACGAGAGGGGACCAAGCUAGUCCAAGCAAUUGCAGAUGCUCUUUUUAACUUACCUUCCACUGAGGACCUAGAUGGCCCUCUUGUCAAAUUGCCUUCACCAACGACAAGGUUGCCCAGAGAGAAGCAUCUUCCGAAGCCCAAACCUCCUACAAAAUGGGAAUUGUUUGCCAAAAAGAGAGGUAUAACAAAACGCAAAAAAGACAAGAUCACUUACGAUGAACAAACUGAUGCUUGGAAGCGUCGCCAUGGCUAUGAUCGUGUAAAUGAUGACAAAUAUGUUCCCAUCAUUGAGGCCAAGAUGAGUGAUGAACCUGGAGAGGACCCAUUUGCCAAGAGAAUAGGAGAUAAGAAGAAGCGAGUAGAAAAGCAAGAGAAGAAUCGAUUGCAGAAUCUGAAACAAGCUGCAAAAGUUGGUGCCUUGCCAAGCCAUGUUCAACUGGCUGCUACAGCCUUACCCAUUACAGGAACUCAAGUUGCACCCAAGAAAGUUGGCAAAGAUGAUCUACAAAAUGUAGCUACAAUGGCUGCAACUGCAACAGCUAGUGGUGGAAAAUUUGACAAGAAGUUGUCUGGAGAAAAGCCCGAAAAACACAAGGGAAAAUAUUGCAAGUUCCUGCCAGUGGUGGAAGGAAAAGGAAUGGGCUCACAAGAGAGGCAGCAAACUGAAAAAGUUUUGAAUAAGCUGAUUUCCAAGAAUUCCCAUGAGAUGCUCAAUGUUCAUAAGGCUGCUACAGUGCACAAAGUGAGGGAAGAGAAGAAACGUGGGAAUCAACAAGGGAAGCCUUCGUCGAGCUCGAGCAAAUUGAAGCCCAAGAAGAAACUCCACAAGAAAUCAUCCAAGGGGUCCUCGAAGAAAGGAAAGUCACAAUGAAUGUUUUUGUACUCCAAUUUUGUCUAGUGGAAAGAGUACUAUCUUUUCAUUCUAAUGUUCUAUUUAUCAGUACAGAAGUUUUUAUAUUAA
Molecule: messenger RNA, 1151 nt
Organism: Malania oleifera
Lineage: Eukaryota; Viridiplantae; Streptophyta; Magnoliopsida; Santalales; Ximeniaceae
Product: ribosome biogenesis regulatory protein homolog
Exons: 8
Coding region: 78-1061 (327 amino acids)
Biological process (GO): ribosomal large subunit export from nucleus; ribosome biogenesis; endonucleolytic cleavage in ITS1 to separate SSU-rRNA from 5.8S rRNA and LSU-rRNA from tricistronic rRNA transcript (SSU-rRNA, 5.8S rRNA, LSU-rRNA)
Cellular component (GO): nucleus; preribosome, large subunit precursor; nucleolus
Molecular function (GO): protein binding
Source: RefSeq, a predicted model, not a curated record